AUGUCUACAAAGACAGCAGAAAAUACCCCCCAAAUCGCCAUGCCCGCCGAAAUCAAAGAAGAAGCAAAAGAUGUCGCAAAGGCCGCAGGUCAGGUCUCAGGCAUAAGAUCCUUCAUAGCCGGUGGUGUCGGUGGUGUUUGCGCCGUUGUCGUCGGUCACCCGUUCGAUUUGGUCAAGGUGCGACUGCAGACGGCCGAACAGGGUGUUUACAGCGGUACUUUGGAUGUUGUGAAGAAGACUUUGGCGAAGGAGGGGUUGAGGAAGGGUCUUUAUGCAGGUGUAUCCGCACCGCUGGUUGGUGUCACACCCAUGUUCGCCGUCAGCUUCUGGGGUUACGAUUUGGGAAAGAAGAUCGUGCAGUCGACAUCAGACGUCAAAGAUGGUCAACUAUCAAUCGCUCAGAUCUCUGCCGCCGGUUUCUUCUCCGCCAUUCCAAUGACAUUGAUCACAGCUCCCUUUGAACGAGUAAAAGUCCUCCUCCAAAUCCAAGGCCAAUCCUCCGGUCCCAAAAAAUACGCAAACGGCCUUGACGUCGUCCGCCAACUCUACACCGAAGGCGGUAUCCGCUCCGUAUUCCGCGGUUCCUUCGCCACCCUCGCCCGCGACGGUCCCGGUUCUGCCGCAUACUUCGCCGCGUACGAGUACACAAAGAGGGCAUUGACACCACCCGACUCUAAGGAUUUAAGUCUACCGGCUAUUAUUGCGGCUGGUGGUGCAGCUGGGAUUGCGAUGUGGAUUUCUAUUUUCCCCGUUGAUACGGUUAAGAGUAGAUUGCAGAGUGCGGAGGGGAAGGUUACGGUUGGAGGGGUUGUUAGGGAGAUUUAUGGGAAGGGAGGGGUUAAGGCUUUCUUUCCGGGGCUUACGCCGGCGUUACUUAGAGCUGUGCCUGCGAAUGCGGCGACUUUUGUGGGUGUCGAAUGGGCUCAUAAGGCGAUGAGGAGGGUAUUCGAUGGAGAAGAAACUCUAUAA
Molecule: messenger RNA, 969 nt
Organism: Orbilia oligospora ATCC 24927
Lineage: Eukaryota; Fungi; Ascomycota; Orbiliomycetes; Orbiliales; Orbiliaceae
Exons: 6
Coding region: 1-969 (322 amino acids)
Biological process (GO): mitochondrial transport; carnitine transmembrane transport
Cellular component (GO): mitochondrial envelope
Molecular function (GO): O-acyl-L-carnitine transmembrane transporter activity
Source: RefSeq, a predicted model, not a curated record